Messenger RNA from Priapulus caudatus, 625 nucleotides. RefSeq names its product transmembrane protein 106B-like. The coding region runs from base 1 to 453 and encodes 150 amino acids. The record is from RefSeq and is a predicted model, not a curated record. The transcript is spliced from 3 exons. NCBI's taxonomy places the organism in Eukaryota, Metazoa, Priapulida, Priapulimorpha, Priapulimorphida, Priapulidae.
AUGUCUAAAAUCUGCCCUGUGUACGUCGUGUUUUUUUCCGCUCUGCAGAACACGUACAACCUGUCGAACCAGAACUACGUGAAGGUGCGCGGCUCGAACGCGACCAUGGUUGCCAUGUACGACACGAAGAUUGUCGGCGAAGUCAAAGACCUUCAGGUGUUUCACGUGCCGCUGCGCUCGACCGUCGUCAUAGCGAUACCGAUGAACAUCACGUUCGGAGACGACGAGGGUUACUUAGCGAAGUUUUGCACGGGUUCUUCAUCGUGGCUUCACAACAUCGCCCUGUCGUUCACCGUUACGAUCGAGACGACCUAUCUGAACCACGUCGAGCAGAUCGCGCGCACCUCGUUCCAGUACGUCAACUGCGCUCCGACCGCAACCACGACGACGACGACGACGACGACCGUUGCCCCGGCGACGACCCAGCCGACGACGGACGCCGGCGCCACCUAGUGGUGAUGAGAAGAAGUCGCGGAGAGAGUGCGUGAGCGUGUGUGAGAGAGUGUGUGUGCAGAAGAGGGGCGAGAGAGUGAAAUGGCGAGAGAGCUAGCGGAUAAGUAUUGUCUGAUGUAGUCUCUCUUGCUCACUCUCUUUCUUUAUCUCUCUCUCUGUCUGUCUAUGUCUA